UAUCCGUGGCUCGGACCAAAGCGGAGUCAGCGUGUUAACCACGCCCUUCUCAUGAAUAAUACCACACAUCCCGUUGAACAGGAGAAGGAGGCUAGUGCCAGAGGGAAAUCUCCAGACGUCAGCGCUUGCUCACUCGUGAGCAAGGAUUAACGGCUAUAAUAUCACUAUCCGUGAAGGAUAAGGGUACUCUUAUUUCCGGUGAUGAAAUGGGCGUAGGAAGACACUGGAAUCCGCCUUAUGUACUUCGACUCCGCUGGUUUCCGCCAGGUAUUUACGGAGGAGGACACACUAAGGGGUGGAAAUUAGCACAGACGGCCGUGACAAACCUAUUAUCUACCAGUCAGACGUUUUUAUCGCACGUGUAUUGAGGAAAAACAAUAGUUGAGGGACUAUCAGCAGGAAAUAUAUUAAUUUGCAACUAUGUUCCGAAACAGCCUGAAGAUGCUGCUUGGAAGCAGGAGUCGCAAGCUGAACAACGAUGACAGCAGCAUUGAUUCGGACACCUCAGACAUCAGGAUGAUGAAGGGCUUCACUCGCUCACUGCCCUCCUCUCCCCUUCUCAAUCUUCGCCUGGACAAGAGAAAUGAUGAGGCAGAGGAGUUGGGACCACCACCUUCUGUAGCCGAAGCGGCUGAUGCUCUGAGGACCCAGCUUGGCUUCCUUCUUGGGGAGAAGGUCACAGUUGGAGAGUCAUGUUUACCUUAUCACAGCCCAAACGAUGGACAGAAGAUGUCUCCUUCCUCCAGUCUGGCAAGCAGCAACUCCUCCCCCUGCACCACUCCACAGCCUCACACUGGGAUGGAGGGUAACAAUAAAGGCAAACAUGCCUCCUUGUACCAUGCCUCUAUCACCUCCCCCUCCUCCACACUGGAAAGCAGAGACAGUGGAAUCAUAGCCAUGCUGACCAGCUAUUCUGCUGAUUCUGCUGUAGAGCGGGACGACGGCACCAAGUGUUCUACUGACGGUUACAACGGCAGCAGCCUCAACAUCUGGCAGCAAGAAGGCCAGCCAGUGGUGGCGUCCACUUUGUCCUCGAGUGCGAGAUCCACAAGUCGCACCAACGGCAGCUCGAUGUACAGGAUAGAAGAGAGCCUGUAUGCCUCUACCUACAGCCUGAACAAGCUCCACCCAAACCGAGGAUCCAGCUGUUCACGCUCGUCUGGAUCCACCCACUCCAUAGCCCUCAACCUCAUUCCGCGCCCCAAUUCAGUCGCUGCCACAAGUUCAGCCCACCUUGAAGACCUAGCCUUUCUGGAUGAUCAACAGAGACAUUUAGCCUCAAAGAUGUCCCUCAAAAUGGUUGGAGAGAAUUCUGGGAAUCGUAAUCAGCAGGACCCUGGAGUUGAUUUUACUCCAGCCCUCAACCUGAAACCACUCCAUUUCGAGGUUCCUGGUCUGUUGUCUGAUUGGCUGUUCAUGGGCAGAGAGUGGCUCUUCCAGGAAGUUGACACCCAUCUGCACGGCAAUGACCCAACAACUAACAGAGGCAUAUUAAUUACUGGCAACAUGGGCUAUGGAAAGACGGCUAUCAUUGCAAGGCUGGUGGCACUCAGCUGUCAUGGACACCACAUGUGGCCGAGCACCACUGGCAAGCAGAUCAUACCCAAAUAUGGAGAAUCGGUUUUGCUCUCAACUGAGUCUUCUGGAAGAGGAGGGGGGGCAGGAGAAGAAAAUGGAGGAGGAAGCUGUCCAGGAACUCCAGAGAAGAAGAGAAGACAACAGGAGGCAUUGUGGAGACUAGCUGGACAGGUAGUGGCCUUUCACUUCUGUCAAGCUGAUAACUGUUACACCUGCCUUGUUCCUGAGUUCGUCCACAACAUGGCGGCCAUGCUGAUCACUGCCCCUCAACUGACCGCCUAUCGAAAACUGUUGCAGCACUCACCUCAGUUGCAGAGCAUCCUCAGUCUGCGCUCCUGCAUUCAGGAUCCGAGCUUAGCCCUUCAGAGAGGAAUACUAGACCCCCUGGAUGCACUCCACAAAGAGAGAAAGCUUCAGAUUGAUGUGGAAGGUCUCAUUGUACUGAUUGAUGGGCUAAACGAGGCUGAGUUCCACCGGCCCGAUUACGGAGAUACACUCACUUCCUUUCUCUCUCGAAACAUUCAAAAAUUUCCUUUGUGGUUGAAGGUAAUUUCUACUGUCAGGACCAGCCAGCAGGACAUUGCUCAAUGUCUGCCUUUUCACCAUAUCUCACUGGACGGAAAGGAGGAAAACAACGCCAUAGACCAGGACCUGGAGGAUUACUUGAUGGAGCGUAUCCACAGCAGCCCUGGGAUCCAGAGCAAUGUGUCGCUGGGCAAUGGUCGCCUUGACAACACAGCACUGACCAAGAUGAUCAGCCACUUGCAGAACCUAAGCAAAGGCUCUUACCUCUACCUGAAACUGACCCUUGACCUAAUUGAAGGAGGUUACCUUGUUCUGAAGAGUUCUAGCUUUAAGGUGGUUCCAGUCAACCUAGCAGAAGUGUACCUGCUACAGCUUAACAUGAGGUUUCCCACGCAGUCAUCUUUUCAAAGAGUACUGCCUCUGCUUAAUGUUACUGUGUCUUCGCUCCACCCACUGACCGAUCAGCAGUUGUUUGAGGUGGUGAAUGCAGGUUGCCUCAGUGGAGAAACAUUCCAGUGGGGGGAGUUUACACAUCGCCUAGAUCAGCUCUCUUCUUUCCUGCUACAGCGGAGUGACGGCAGCAGGAUGCUUAACCAUGCCUCCUUCAGGGAGUGGCUAGUGUGGAGGGAGGAGGGGCAGGAUGACAAGUUCCUCUGUGACCCAAGAAGUGGACACACCCUGCUGGCCUUCUGGUUCUGCAGACAAGAGGGAAAACUAAGCCGACAGCAGACCCUGCAGCUGGGACAUCAUAUUCUGAAGGCUCACAUCUACAAGGGCUUGAGUAAAAAACUUGGGGUUUCCUCCUCCAUUCUUCAGGGGCUGUGGAUGUCAUACAGCACAGGAAGACUUUGCCCCGUUCUUUCAUCGCUGCGCAACCUCUAUACCCCCAAUAUCAAGGUGAGCAGGCUCCUGAUAAUGGGUGGAGCCAAUGUGGAUUACCGAACUGAAGUCCUUAAUGGUGCCCCCUUAUUGUGUGUCCAUGCUCACCUUGGCCACAAGGAUGUCGUAGCACUGCUGCUCGACCACAGAGCCCAAGUGGAUGCUCAGUCACAUGAUGGUUUAACAGCUCUCGGAUUUGCUGCUGCAGCUGGUCACUUGGACAUAGCCACCUUGCUGAGUCACCACAAAGCCAAGAUUGGCCACAUGGACAGCUCAGGUCGGUGUGUGCUGGUUCUGGCAGCCCAGCACGGUCACCUGGAGGUGCUGCGCUUCCUACUGAAGAGGCCUGAUUGGAGCUGCACUUCCUGUUGUAGCCAGAAGGGGACAAGCAGGAGCCAAGCUGUGCAGCAGGCUCUGAUUGCAGCAGCAAACAUGGGCCAUGCAGAAAUGGUGUCAUACCUCCUGGAUCUUCCAGAAGAAGAUGAGAAAGAGGAGCAGAGACCUGAGAUUAACACAUAUGACUGUCUGUGGGGGGAGACAGCUCUGACAGCUGCAGCAGGACAUGGAAAGAUUGCUGUGUGUAGACUCCUGCUGGAUCAGGGAGCUGCUGCUGAGCAAGGCAACAGGCAUGGCAUCACUCCACUCUUCAGCGCCGUGAGACGGGGACACACACGGGUGGUGGAGAUGUUGCUGAACUAUGGGGUUGAGGUGAACAGUGUGGACCAGCAGGGUCGAACAGCUCUGAUGACGGCAGCCUCAGAAGGACACAUUAUCUCCGCCCAGCUUCUGUUGGAUCACGGGGCCUCUCUCAACCAGAUCGAUAGGGAAGGCUUGACUGCUCUGAGCUGGGCAUGCCUCAAAGGCCAGUUCACAUUGGUCAGGGAGCUGGUGGAGAGAGGGGCAGCCACCGACCAUGCUGAUCGCAGCAGUCGAACACCUCUGGACCUGGCUGCCUUUUGUGGAGACCCUGAAGUGGUCCAGUAUCUAGUGGAUCAUGGAGCGUUGGUGGAGCACAUGGACUGCAGUGGGAUGCGCCCUCUGGACCGAGCAGUUGGCUGCAGGAACACUUCAGCAGUUAUUGCUCUUCUCAAGAAGGGAGCUAAGAUUGGACCAGCAACCUGGGCCAUGGCCACUUCCAAGCCGGACAUUUUAAUGGUGUUACUCAGUAAAAUAAUCCAAGAAGGAGACAGACUGUACAAGCAAGGAAAGGUGAGAGAAGCUGCACAGUCCUACCAGUCAGCCCUCCACAAGUUUCCCAGAGACGAGCUAAAGACCUUCAAACAGCUCAGAGUGUGUGUGCUGCUCAACUUGUCCCGCUGCCGCCGUAAAAUGAAUGACUUCAGCCUUGCUGAGGAAUUUGCUACAAAGGCUCUAGAGCUGAAAUCCAACUCCUACGAGGCCUUUUAUGCCCGAGCCAGGGCUAAACGAAGCCGCAGACAGUUCCAUGCUGCGUUGGAGGACCUGAUGGAUGCCAGCCGUCUAUGUCCAUCCAACAGGGAGAUUCAGCGCCUUUUGUCUCGGGUGAAAGAAGAGUGUCGGCAAGUUUCAGAGCAACAAGACCCUCCCUCUGCUUAUCAACACCAGAUGGCAGUGUCCACCAAUGAAGCCAGGUGUAGGGAUUUCAACUGUCUUCAUGUGCAGAACAUGGAAAGCUUUAACAGGGAAGAUAAGGAAGUGGAGAAAGAAAAAGAUGGGGAUGUCAGGGAAGAUGAAGACUUUUUGUCCUUUCAUCCUCCUCACACAGUCUACAGUCUUGACACCCAUUGCUACCCUGGACUGAAAUCACCAUCUUCUCUCUCUCCGACUCACAUGCAUCAGUGCCUCUCUAAUCCCACUCAUUUAGCAGACCUCUCUUCCCCCAGUCAUUCUUUGCUACCUCCCACUUCCCACAGCCAACCUCAUGUCAGUGAGACUCCUUCAUCACCCCUGCAGCAUCCACAAAGAGCUGGCUCAAUGUUUGAAAGUAGAGGACAACACCACCUUCAAAUGGUCUCAGUGCUUAGCCCAGCAGAUCAUAAUCAGGGCAGGCAGCAGAACAACCUUGGUUCCGAUCAGAAAUCCCUGCUUAAACGCAGCCCUUCCAAAAGCUUGGGGCUCCAGAAUACCAAGGCUGAGGUCGUCCUAAGCAGUCAGCCAAGCUCCUCAGACCACUCUGAUUUGGUUUUAGGGAGUUCUGCCUACUCCCAGUUUACCAAUCUUCCUGAAGAGUUAGCAGAGUUAUGGGAAGACUUUUACCCUAGACCGUUUGAUGUCAGACAUGGCCCACUUGUCCGUGGUGGUGUUUGUUCCAGAGUGACUCAUGUUUUGGACAAUGUGGGUGUUUCACCUGUUUGCCAGACGCAAGCAACACCUGUGCAUGGCAGAGGAACAGCAGCAGACCGAAUGGUAGUAAAUGAUUUUAGCCAGUCUCGACAGUUCAGCCGCAACCAGUCUAAAGCAGCUUACUACCCAAUGGAAGUUACAGAGGCAACUAUGGGCAAUAAGUCACUGCAAGACUUUCACUAUAAACACCAGGGUGGAGUUCAUCUUCCUCUUAAUGCCCACCCAACCUCCACCUUCACUCCUCCUCCCAGGUCUAUUAUACCUGUGAAUGUGCGCUUUUCUUCUAACAUUGCAAGUGGGCUGCUAACUAAUAAAGGUCAAGGUUUCAGGACCUCAGCCUCUGUCCAGCACAUGGAUCUACCUUCAGAAUCUAUGGGAGAUGCUUAUGGUUGUCAUGAUGAUCCUUUUCUUAAUUCCUCUCUGCAGUCAGAGAUCUGCAUGACUGGAGGAGGGACAUAUCCUGGAGAGGCAGGACGCUCUUCCAGGAACACACCUUUUAUGGGCAUAACAGACAAGUCGGUACGGGUGCACCAGCAGUACCAGCAGCAGGUUCCUUCUAGUUCAGCAUCCUGCCUCAGCCUCUCUCGCUCCUGGGCUGUUUCUUCAGUCGACACGAUCGUCACGUCACCUAGCAAAAGCAGUGCUAACCAAAGAGGCUUGGCUCCAGAAGCACUAAUAUCUAAUGCCUACUAUAAUUGUAGCAACAACAACGCUCACAACAGCCACCUCCACCUCACACAGGUCCAUUUGGACCUGUGUGAGGUGGCCCCUGGUAACAGCCGAUGGAAUGAAGAUUCGGGGCAUGUUUCAAGUCAGAACCCUUCUUAUCUUGAUGUGAAGGUUGCCCAAACACUGCCGGUUUGCCAAAACUGCUCUGACAGGUCAGUAGAAAGGAUUGUACCUACCUCUCCUGUCAAACCAAAAAAAACGUUUGUUGAGUCAAAUGUGUAAAGAACAAAAAAUAAAAAAGGUUUAAAGGAACUCAUUGGGAAGGGUAUUUCAAGUUGGGGUUUGGAAUUAAUAACUGCUUAAAAUAAACUAGUCUGAGAAGUUAAAAAGUCAAAUGCACAACUCAAAUUGCAAAUGGCACUCACUUCCAGGUUUUGGCUGGACAAGACUGCACUUAAUUGGACAUUGUCAUCAGUAUCCAGCAGAAUUCUAAAAGAGUCUAAAGUAUAUUCUAAAAUUUUGAAGAAAGUUAUAACUCUUAAGAACACUUUGCCAAUUGCUGCACUGAAGUUCUACAUUCAAUAUCAGUUUUUAAAUGACAGCACACACUGUAAGCAUUUACUCUUGCAUUGAAGUUUAACAACAAACAACAUUUUACCUGGUUUGGUAUCUUCAGACAGAGCAAGGAAUGAUUAUUGGGGAAAAGAACAACAAAUUUUCAAUCAUCAAAGCCACAAAAUGGUAGAGGAGUAUUCUGUGAAAUGGAAACAGUUGAAAAAACAUCCAAAUUUUUCUCUUUCUUGUUCAUCUCCCUUAUCUUUCAUGCCUUUUCACAGAAAAUAGCUCAGCGAUUCAGAAGAUCGUGUGAAUAGCGAUUCACUAAAGUAAAUAAAGCACCACUGUUACCUUUUCCUGUUGCAAUGCCAUCUAAAAUGACAUAAAUAGAGAGAAGUGGGCUGUAAAAAUUGUUGUUCAUCAGCAUCUUAGACCCAAAGCCAGAGCUUAAGAAAGUCGGACAAUGCAUUAAAGUUAUUAAACACUACUUUUGCUGUGACUAAAAUGGUUUCUAUUUAUCAGAUAUUUUUCAGUUGUGUCUGUAUUUAAUUAUACAAAUAUUUUAUUUUGAAACUGAAAUUUCAAUUUGCUUGUGCUAUGUGUGAUGAAUUUGUGGCAUCUUACUUGGAUAAAAAAGCUAAUUUGUCUUUUCAAACUUGGUCGGUUUGUUCAUGAGGAAUGGCCGAAUCAAAGUUAUCAAAAUGAUGACUUCUCAUGCAUGCUGAAGGCUUGUGGCCAGGCCUCAAAGUGUACUUUGAAUGAUCUCUAUCUGACCCCUUUGACCCAAUCAACAUGAAACUGUGUCCAGAGACAGAAGACAUGUUGAUGUAAGUUGGUUUCCAACACUGACCGGUUUUGGUGGAGCAAGUGGGCGUGGCGGCUUGGCGAAGUGACCUGUGACGCCAUUGCCAUACCUUGCACAGUUUCAAGUAGAGAUGCACCAAACUCACUGGGAUCGAUCCUUGUCCACCCCCCAACAGCAAUACACAAUAGUAUUUGGUAGGUGUGGCCUAAUUUCUUUACAGCACCCCCUACAAUAUUUUACAUGAGUCCGGAGCGGUGCUGAGCUGGGAGGGCCGCUCAAGGUUGCUUGCAGCUGUAAUUUAAUUUAUAUAUUUAAGUUAUCUUGUUCCUACUUGUUUUUUUAUUUUUUGCUGAAGACAAUUUUAAUAUUCUGUUUUUCUAUUGGUUCUAAAUUCUGCAGACCCUCCUGACUUAGAAUAAUACCUUAUUUUUAUAUAGAUUGGAAGAAAUCUAUAUAAGUUAAUACCAUCCCCCCCUACUUCAACUAAAAUAUUGGUUUCUGGAGUUUUUUCUACCAUGUGUUUUAAACUGGAGAAUAAAUUCAUUAAAAACUGAAUAAAUUAAGUGUUGAACCAAGUUUAAUGCCGACAAUAACAUUGUUACACCUAAGAUGUGAAUUUAUGUUUCUACGUAGAUUCUUUUGUAGAAUUUUUAAAGAUACACUAAGGAAUUUGUUGAAAUGUUUUUCCGUUUGAUAUGCCCAAACUGGAAACGCAAAAAAACUUUUUUUUUCCUGAUCACUAAACACACCAUAAUUGCAUUGUACUGACAACAUCACUCUUCAGUGUGAAAGUUACUUUGUCAACAAACACUUGGCAAUUUUUUUAUACUCAAUGAGGUGUUUAAGAAUGAAAUCAAAGGGAUGACAAAUGUAGGAAGCUGUAUAAAAGCUAUUUAAUUCAGGCUGUGAGAAAUGGCAAAGCUUUUGGUAAACAAUACAAUGGUUGAAUAUUAUAAAACAGCAAAGUUCGUCUGUUUUAUUAUUUUCAUUUUUUUAAUCAUUUGCUUGAAACAGCUAUUUUAGGAAUGCUUACUUCGCUCACUACACUAAUGACUUAUUACAUCUUAUUCAAGAUGCUACGCUCCAUAAUUAUUGUCUCUUUCAAUAAAGAUAUAUUUUUAAUUACGUUCAUAUCUAUUAUGGGUUGGAAUUGGAAUCUGAUAAGAAUCAGCAGCAAACGGUGCAUCUCUAACUUUUUGUUGCUGGUUUAGUUGGACAUUUAAAUGCUAAGAAACCACAAAUAUCUGACCAUUUAAAAUCCAGCUACAAUCCUCCUCUUAUACCAUUUGUAUGCACAUCUGACCCUCUACCUUCUGGAACUGGGUUGGGCCAGUGUACUUUCUGUCUCAAGUUAGCAACUUGGCAGCCAUAGAGAAAGAUAUUAAAGACUUGACACACUGGAUACAAUAUCUUCACUUUUUGUCUUAUUUAUUUUUGAUUGUCCCUUACAUUUUGCCUCAAAUUCAUUUUGGAUUUUGGGGAACAUAAUCAUUAUCUGUAAAUAAACUAACAAAUAAUUGAAAACGAUAAAGUAUUUUGCACUCUCAA
Messenger RNA from Xiphophorus maculatus (southern platyfish), 8881 nucleotides. It is a transcript of the gene tanc2a, whose product is annotated as protein TANC2-like. Gene Ontology annotation, biological process: regulation of dendritic spine morphogenesis. Bases 421 to 6255 code for a protein of 1944 amino acids. NCBI's taxonomy places the organism in Eukaryota, Metazoa, Chordata, Actinopteri, Cyprinodontiformes, Poeciliidae. The transcript is spliced from 29 exons. Gene Ontology annotation, molecular function: protein binding. The record is from RefSeq and is a predicted model, not a curated record. Gene Ontology annotation, cellular component: dendritic spine.